AGCGGCCGUUCCCUUCAUUAGCGAUUCAGCAGCCGGCGGUGCAGGACGGGUCAGAAAUCACUGUGAGUGGAGUCUGUGUGGGCCAAGUCAAUUACUACAUUCCCCAAAAAAACUAACAAAAUGCGUGAAAUUGUACAUCUCCAAGCCGGCCAGUGUGGCAACCAGAUCGGUGCUAAGUUCUGGGAGGUGAUCUCUGACGAGCAUGGCAUCGACCCAACCGGCACAUACCACGGUGACUCCGACUUGCAGUUGGAAAGAAUCAACGUUUACUACAAUGAAGCCACCGGUGGCAAGCAUGUACCCCGAGCCGUACUGGUCGACCUGGAGCCAGGCACCAUGGACUCUGUCCGCUCUGGUCCGUUUGGUCAGAUCUUCAGACCCGACAACUUUGUCUUCGGACAGAGUGGAGCUGGAAACAACUGGGCCAAGGGUCACUACACAGAGGGGGCUGAGCUGGUAGACUCCGUACUGGAUGUUGUGCGCAAAGAGGCUGAAGGCUGUGAUUGUCUGCAGGGUUUCCAAUUGACACAGUCCCUUGGUGGCGGCACUGGCUCAGGCAUGGGAACACUUCUCAUCAGCAAGAUCCGUGAGGAGUACCCAGACCGUAUCAUGAGCACCUUCAGUGUUGUCCCCUCUCCGAAGGUGUCAGAUACCGUGGUGGAGCCUUAUAACGCCACCCUGUCUGUCCACCAGCUCGUAGAAAACACAGAUGAAACCUUCUGCAUUGACAACGAGGCCCUGUACGACAUCUGCUUCCGCACCCUGAAGUUGACCACUCCAACAUACGGUGACCUCAAUCACCUUGUGUCCAUCACCAUGAGUGGCGUUACCACCUGCCUGAGGUUCCCUGGUCAACUCAACGCCGAUCUUCGCAAGCUGGCUGUCAAUAUGGUGCCUUUCCCUCGUCUCCACUUCUUCAUGCCCGGCUUUGCUCCCCUGACCAGCAGAGGCAGCCAGCAGUACCGUGCCUUGAGCGUCCCUGAGCUGACCCAGCAGAUGUUCGAUGCCAAGAACAUGAUGGCUGCUUGUGAUCCUCGUCAUGGUCGUUACCUGACCGUUGCUGCCGUCUUCCGUGGCCGUAUGUCCAUGAAGGAAGUUGAUGAGCAGAUGCUGAACGUGCAGAACAAGAACAGCAGCUACUUCGUAGAAUGGAUCCCCAACAACGUCAAGACCGCUGUCUGCGACAUCCCACCACGAGGCCUCAAGAUGUCCGUUACCUUCAUCGGCAACAGCACAGCCAUCCAGGAGCUGUUCAAGCGCAUCUCUGAGCAAUUCACCGCUAUGUUCAGGCGCAAGGCUUUCCUGCAUUGGUACACCGGCGAGGGUAUGGAUGAGAUGGAGUUCACUGAGGCUGAGAGCAACAUGAACGACUUGGUGUCUGAGUACCAGCAGUACCAGGAUGCAACGGCUGAGGAGGAAGGCGACUUUGAUGAGGAAGAAGAAGGAGACGAGGACGCCGCUUGAAAACAAAUGGACAAACAUUCUGAUCACGAAUAUGAAGAAAUAAUAAAUCAAUUUAAAAUUCUAACCACGGUUAAACUAUUGCAGUUAACCUUGAAACAUUUUGUACAAUCUUUAAUAAUAACUUUCAUUUCUUGGUUUUUCUUCUUUCACGUAAAUUAUGUACCAUGAUUAUUCUAUCUACAGUGUGCUAAUUUGUCUUAGUUAAGCGUCUGCUCUCUCACCAAAAUGUAAAAUUAUCAUCUUAAAAUUAUUAUCAUCUUUAAACUUAUAGAUUUUAGUAAGACAUUAAGAUCUAUAGUUAAUUUGAGGGUUAAUUUGUCAUGGAUUUUUUUUAAUCACAGUUAAACCUACUUUUUAAGAUGCAUAAUGUCUCGUGGUGGUGGUCUAUCAACCUUUUACAACUAAUUUGCCGAAGGCCUAGUGAGCUGCUUGAAAGUAAACUCAACUUUUGAAAUUUAAUCAUUAAUUGACAACUUUGGGGGACUGGGUGUGGACUUAUUUGUAAUUACCGAUUCACAUUUUUUUCUUUAAAGAUAAAACACGUUUUAAUGUUUAGUACUACGGACACCCGAACCCCCGGUUUUGCACAUCUUUUAAGCGUAUAUUUUUCCUGCUUAGUCCAAAACUAACAAGGAUGAUUCAACUUUUUUAUGCGUUGUCACCCAUAUGCCAUGCUUCCUGAUUAAUGCAAGGUAGUACGUAGUUCUCAAUUAACGAUGAGUAUCAUUUUUACCAUCUUGGAACUAUCAUUAUUGAAGGCGUAAAACUAGGAAGAGGAGUCUAGUUUUCAAAUUGAUACAUUCCCAAGGAGUGACUGUUGUGAUCAUUUCUUUAUCACACAUCCACACUAUGGUGUAUGCUCACAAACAUUGUGUAGAAUAAAUAUACUUUUUCUCCGAUGAGGGCGCUGUUUUGAUUGGUACACGUACAACAGAUUUGUAGACAACUGGUCUGCGUCGUUAUGAGAUUAACAGUAACAGUAAAUAUCAAUCAAUCAAUAAACCGAUGAAUACAAAAUUGCA
This is a messenger RNA of Acanthaster planci (crown-of-thorns starfish), 2486 nucleotides long. RefSeq names its product tubulin beta chain-like. Gene Ontology annotation, cellular component: microtubule. Gene Ontology annotation, biological process: microtubule-based process. The record is from RefSeq and is a predicted model, not a curated record. Gene Ontology annotation, molecular function: GTP binding; structural constituent of cytoskeleton; GTPase activity. NCBI's taxonomy places the organism in Eukaryota, Metazoa, Echinodermata, Asteroidea, Valvatida, Acanthasteridae.